Messenger RNA from Mustela erminea (ermine), 3044 nucleotides. It is a transcript of the gene VGLL4, whose product is annotated as vestigial like family member 4. The coding region runs from base 649 to 1539 and encodes 296 amino acids. The record is from RefSeq and is a predicted model, not a curated record. The transcript is spliced from 5 exons. Gene Ontology annotation, molecular function: transcription coactivator binding. NCBI's taxonomy places the organism in Eukaryota, Metazoa, Chordata, Mammalia, Carnivora, Mustelidae. Gene Ontology annotation, biological process: negative regulation of DNA-templated transcription.
UUUCCUGUCGAGAGCAGCUCUGCCGCAGCCCCUCUGCACAGACUCUCCACCUCCUCUUUCUCUUUCUUUCAAACACUUAAUACAUUUAGAGACUGAUCUUGUGCAGAAAAUAUCCCUGACAUUUGAAGAGCUCCAGGGAUUCAGUGAGCAUGCUCCGUGCUCCCUCCCGCUGGGAAGAGGAAGCUCGUUUACAUACGAGUCAUACCAGGCAUAGCCAGCAUGUCAGCGCAGUUAACUUGCAGCGGGCUGUGAGGAAAGCGAGCGCGGCUUUGUCCUAGGAAAUGUGCUUCGUGUUUUGCUUUUUUCACCCCUUUUUUAUUUCGAAGAAAGAUUCGUAAAGACUUCUGAAACGUUUUUAAGUGCUCGAUUGAGGAUACAAAACAUACACCGUCUACAAUUAAGCCCUUGAAGGGUUUUUGUGUUUGAUUUUUCGUGCGUGUUUUUUCUUUUCUUUUUCUUUCUUUCUUCUUCUUCUUCUUCUUUUUUUUUUUUUAACUUUUACAUACUUUGUUUUGAUCAUCUGAGGCUGGGCCUCACAGUCUUUGUGAAGUUUGAGAAGAGCCAGGAGCUACUCAGUAAUAAUUGAUUUUUUGAAACAUACUCUUUGGGGCAAAAGCAAAGAGCUGGUUUUCUGUGCGAGCCCAAUAAAUGCUAUUUAUGAAGAUGGACCUGUUGAACUACCAGUACUUGGACAAGAUGAACAACAAUAUCGGCAUUCUCUGCUACGAAGGUGAAGCUGCUCUCAGGGGAGAACCCAGGAUGCAGACCCUCCCUGUGGCGUCUGCCCUCACCAGUCACCGCACAGGCCCUCCGCCCAUCAGUCCCAGCAAGCGGAAGUUCAGCGUGGAGCAAGGGGACGACGACCUGGACUGUGAAAACGACCAUGCUUCUAAGAUGAGUCGCAUCUUCAACCCCCAUCUGAACAAGACUGCCAAUGGAGACUGCCGAAAAGACCCCCGGGAACGGAGCCGUAGCCCCAUCGAGCGUGCCGUGGCCCCCACCAUGAGCCUGCACGGCAACCACCUGUACACGUCCCUCCCCAGCCUCAGCAUGGAGCAGCCCCUCGCUCUGACCAAGAACAGCAUGGACGCCAGCAGGCCGGCUGGCAUCUCGCCCACGCUGACCCCAGUGGAGCGGCAGCAGAACCGGCCUUCGGUGAUCACGUGCGCCUCGGCCAGCACCCGCAACUGCAACCUCUCCCACUGCCCCAUUGCGCACAGCGGCUGUGUGGCGGCCGGGCCAGCAAGCUACCGGAGGGCCCCGAGCUCCACCACCACCUGCGACCCCGUGGUGGAGGAGCACUUCCGCAGGAGCCUGGGCAAGAACUACAAGGAGCCUGAGCCAGCGCCCAACUCAGUGUCCAUCACAGGCUCCGUGGACGACCACUUUGCCAAGGCCCUGGGCGAUACGUGGCUUCAGAUCAAGGCAGCCAAGGAUGGCGCGUCCAGCAGCCCUGAGUCAGCCUCGCGCAGGGGCCAGCCGGCCAGCCCCUCCGCGCACAUGGUCAGCCACAGUCACUCCCCCUCUGUGGUCUCAUGAAGGGAGUGCCACCCUCAAACAAGAUGUCAAUCUGCAUGGUUUGCCUGAGCUUUGAACAGUCAGUGCUUAAAAAAAACACAAAAACAACAAAAAAAAAAUUGGGUGGGGUAGGGGGAAGGGUAGGGAAGGGAUGGUUUAUUCGCAAAAACCAUGUCGUUGGAUUUUUGUUCUGUUUUUGUACUUGCUUGGUUUAAUACCCGGGGGCCCUCAAACUCGAUACCGGGAGCUGCCCGUGGACCAUCUAACCUAGCGUCCUGCCUUCCUGCCUCAGUUACCAAAGAAACCUCUGAUGCAGGUCUGCUGCCCCGUCGGGGGCCAGGACUCCACGGCGCACGCUUUCUCAGUCACAAGCCAUGACGUUGGUGACCCAGAUGCUUCGUGCUUUUCAAUUUGCUUCUCGAGACCGGGGUGUGUGUGUGGCUUCGCUUCCAUUGCGUGUUUGGUCCGGGCCGCAUGUGAGUGCGUCUGCGUGCGUGCGUCUACUUGAAGAGAACAGAGAACUGUCGCGUCUGAUUUGCACUAUUGGAGGAGGGCUAAAGUUGCCUGCCUGACAGCUUUCUGUGAGAUGCUAGUACUCUGAGGGCAAACUGCUGAAAAACAAAGGGUUUAAGGAUGACAUUUCUGACCAUUUGUGUGUUGUUUGUUUUUUUAAAUUUAGACAAAACAGCUUUGGAAGGGGAAGUCUCAUACAGGUUAUAGGUCUUUCUCUCUAGAUUUCAGGUGCUUGCAACUGGACUGCAGACUCUACCAAUCACGGGCAUUCUCCCUUUCCUAAACACUGCAGUUUGUUAGACUAGAGCUGAGGUUGGAGGAUUCUGUAGUGCUUUCAACGUGAUGCAUGUUUUAAUGGAGAAAAAUAGCUGGUUUCUAUUAAUUGUAUAGAUAUAGUAAACAAGAACCUUAAUACUUACUAGCUUCUUUUCAGAAUUAGUUUAUUUUUGUCAUUUACAGUCCUAGAUAUACUUACUGCUGGUACAGUUGUACUCUGAGAUUUGUUUGAUAUUCACAUUACUCCUGAGUCGUGUGGGGCUGGCAGGCCCUGGAGACGGGCAGGCCAGUCGUGGGUCAGCCGCCAUGUAGGAUGCUGGAGGUUUUUGCUGCCAGCUGACGUUUAUUUUUUGCAUCCCUGUCUGCUUAUUACUAGCUACCAGGGGAGUUGGGGUUUGUGUUUUCCAGCUUCCCUCCAUGCAGAAACUGCUCCCUUUCAACCCUCUUGGCUGAACAGCAGAUUACUGACAAUCUGUGAUAUGGUAUUUUGUGUGCUUCCUCGUACGCUGGGGCCAAGGCAGUAUACAUUCCUCUGACUUUAUACAGUUAUCACUGCAUUUAUUAUCGUUUGCUAGAGUAAUAGCUACUAACUAGAAAUUAGGCAAAGAAGAAAGCAUGACGGACACAGCUGUGGAUGUUCAACAGCUGCUCCUCUUUUUGGUAAAUGUACAUUUCUAUCCCACCCCCACCCCACCCCCCGCCCUGUUCCAGCCUCUAGAAGGCCACCAGAGGGCUUA